UUUUUCAACCCUAGCUAUUAGUAUAAUUUUCAUUUUGGUAAGCCGGGUUGCUCCAUCUUCUGGAAAACCCUAAAAGCCCUCGUUCUAAAACCCCGCCCACACUCUCUUACAGUCUCUCGUAUUCUUCAGCAAUGGAGUUUUGGGGUGUUGAGGUGAAAAGUGGAGAGCCUCUAAAGGUUACGCCUGGUGAUGGCAUGGUUUUGCAUCUUUCUCAGGCUUGUCUUGGCGAGCUGAAAAAGGAGAAAGGAAAUGAAUCCGUCUGCAUGUUUGUAAAUGUUAAUGGAAAGAAGCUUGUACUUGGGACACUCUUUAGUGAAAAGUUGCCUCAGCAGCAGUUUGACUUAGUAUUUGACAGAGAUUUUGAGCUAUCACACAACUGGAAAAGUGGAAGUGUGUAUUUCUAUGGGUACAGGGCAAGUAACCCUUUUGAAGAAGAUGAGUUGCCAGAAGGAGAAUCUGAUGAAUCUGACUCUGAGGAGGAGAUCCCACUUGCUAUUGCAAAUAAUGGGAAUCCUGAGUCAAAGGCUAAGCCAGAGAAACCUGUGGAAGCUGAGAAGGCAAAUGCUGCCAAAGAUAAGGAGUCUGAUGCUGGUAAGCAGAAGGUGAAGAUAGUGGAGCCAAACAAAGAUGUGAAACCUGAAGAGGAUGAGGAGAGCAGUGAUGACGACUUAAUGUCUGAGGAUGAUGAUGACGACGACGACUCUGAGGACAACGAUGAUGAGGAUGACUCCGAUGAUGAGUCUGGUGAGAGUGAUGAAGAGACACCAAAGAAGGCCCAAGCAAGCAAGAAACGCCCUGCAGGAUCUGCAACAAAAACACCAGUUCAGGGCAAAAAGGCGAAAGUGACACCGCAGAAAACUGAUGGUAAGAAAGCUGGUGGUCAUGUGGCCACGCCUCACCCAGCGAAGCAGGCUGGAAAGACACCUGCCAACAAGCCAAAUCAGCAGACACCAAAAUCAGGAGGAGGAUCACAUUCCUGCAAGAGCUGCAACAGGACAUUUGCUUCUGAGAAAGCCCUGGAAUCCCACUCUAAAGCCAAACAUGCUGGUGGAAAGUAAAUCUGGAAUUGGUUUUUUCUGCGUUUUUUGCAUUACUGAGAGAUGUUUUGUGUUUCAAUGUGUAAAGGCUGGGGUAGGUUAUGAGUCUAGUGGAGGAUUUUGUUUACAAGGAUCAAUCUAGUCGGAAGAGGUUAUUUGCUCUGUUGAUGAAUUUGGAUUAUUAUAUGGAAUUUUUAUCAUUUGAUAUUGGUCUCUUUUA
This is a messenger RNA of Sesamum indicum (sesame), 1257 nucleotides long. RefSeq names its product histone deacetylase HDT1. NCBI's taxonomy places the organism in Eukaryota, Viridiplantae, Streptophyta, Magnoliopsida, Lamiales, Pedaliaceae. The record is from RefSeq and is a predicted model, not a curated record.